UUCUCACUCUCCCAGAUGAAGCCGAACCGCAGAGUGAAGAAGUCGGAUUCGCCAUCGAAGCUUGUAUUGGAAGAGAUCAUCGGAUUAACAACAAAGAACGCCAAUGGAUUGGCUUCUAGCGAAUCCACCCCGUUAUCUGCUUACAUCGCCGGAUGCGCGGUGGUCCUCCACGACGCCAAUUCCGGCCAACAGUCGCUCCUCUUGGCGCCUCACAGAACUCCCAAGCCCUUGAGCUGCGUCGCAAUGUCUCUAGACGGACGAUUGGUCGCCGCUGGAGAGUCGGGAAAUCAACCUGCAGUACUAGUAUGGGAACAAUCGACUGGUUCCUUUUUGUCUGACCUAAGUGGCCAUGUGUGCGGAGUGGAAUGCAUUGCUUUCUCGCCCGAUGGUGAGCGCCUGGUGUCUGUUGGAGGAUAUAUAAAUCUAUGGGAUUGGAAGAAGGGUGUGCUGGUGGCGAAGCUUAAAGCAAGUUCAUCUGCCAUUUCAUCUGUUAGCUUCUCAGCCAACGGGAAAUUCAUUGUUACUGCUGGAAAGAAGCACUUGAAAUUCUGGACAGUUGGUUUAACACCAAAGAAGAGUACUCGAUUGAGCACAGUUUCAGUAGCAGGGGCGGCACCGAUGAUUCAAGGGAAGCCUGUCAAUCUUGGUCCUCAUAAAGGGAGCUCGUUCGUGUGUGUCACUAGUUCUGCAAAUCCCGAGCCAAUUGGGUCUACUAUGUUCUCUAUCUAUGCGUUAACUGUUGAAGGUGUCUUAUGCGUCAUAGACAAUGGUUUGUCAGUAGUGAGGUCCGCGGAGUUGAAGGUUGAGAAAGGUCUUGCGCUAUCUGCUUCCCGUAGGCUUAUUGCUUGUGCUUGUUGUAGUGGAAUCGUGAGACUCUUUACCAGUGAGACUCUCACUUAUGCUGGAAGUCUGCUACAUUCUAAACCCAAAGUUUUUGAUGAACCAAGUGAUGAUCAAACUGAAGUCAUUGGGGACGAGUCGAUUCCUUCCUCGCCUGAUGCUGUUGCUUGCCAAUUCUCUGCCUCGGAGAAGUUGGUCGUUAUUUAUGCUGACCAUAGCCUCUAUAUAUGGGAUGUUCUUGAUGUAAGCAAGGCCACCAGGUGUUGGAUGCUGGUUUCUCACUCAGCCUGUAUUUGGGAUAUCAAGAACCUCUGCUGUGAAAAUAUGCACGACCCUUCUCUUGGAUGCGCUGCUAGAGGAUGUCUGGCUGGAGUUUCUUUUGCUACCUGUUCAGCAGAUGGCACUAUCAGGUUGUGGGAUCUUGAACCACAGCCUCAAUUUGUUGGGGAUGACGAUUCUGAAUUACAUGCUCCAAAUGAACCGAUAAGCACCUCUUGCGUUGAAUAUGUGAAGCAUUCCUUAAAUUGUCUCUUUCUGCGUGUGACAAUAGUAAGUACUGGGAUCUUUGAGCGAGAUACCUUGGGUAUGGGUGUGAGCAGUCAGGGGCUUCGGUCCAUGGCUGUUAGUUCAGAUGGAAAGUACCUAGCUGCUGGUGAUAGCGAGGGAAGCCUCCACAUCUACAAUCUCUGCACUUCUGAGUAUACAUGCGUACAGGAUAUUCACCAAGCAGAGAUCCUAUCAUUGAGCUUCAGCGUGUCACAUGAGGAACACGUUAAUCGUCAAGAAGUUGAUCAUGGCAAUUACUUGCUUGUGUCAGGGGGAAGGGAUCGAGUUAUCCACCUUUAUGAUGUCAAAAGGAACUUUGAUCUUAUUGCAAGUGUUGAUGACCAUUCAGCUGCCGUGACCUGCGUGAAGCUCGAUAGAGGGGGCUGUAAGGCUAUCAGUUGCAGCGCUGAUAGGUCUUUGGUGUUCCGGGACGUUUUUUUGUCAGACACUGGCUGUAAGAUUUUUAGGCGUCAUCAUCAAAUGGCAUCAAAUGGAACUGUGUACGAUAUGGCUGUUGAUCCAAAAAUGGAGUUUGUUGUCACAGUUGGCCAGGACAAGAAGAUAAACACAUUUGAUGCCGCAUCUGGAAAGCUGGUGAGAUCUUUCAAGCAAGAUAAGGAUUUUGGAGACCCUAUAAAGGUUAUUAUGGAUCCAAGCUGCAGCUAUCUGGUUUGCUCUUACUCUAACAAGAGUAUCUGCGUUUACGAUUCAAUGACCGGAGAAAUGGUCACUCAGGCCAUGGGACAUGGUGAAGUAGUAACCGGUGUCGUCUUUUUACCCGACUGCAAGCAUUUAGUAUCCGUGGGUUUUUCUUGUUCGCCAUGUCCAACUUUCAACUGUUGAUCAAACAAGGACUUCGUUUUAUAUACUGAUUUUCUUCUUUCUCCCAUCAUAAUUUUAUAUGGCGCGUGCAUUCGUUAAUGGGUUGCUGCAAACUAAGGUUGCUGGUGAUGGUUGCAUCUUCGUCUGGAAACUGCCUCCUCGUAUGAGCUACAGGAUACUGCAUAAAAUGAAAGAAAUUUAUGCACCGCUGUCUCCCAGAAAGUUCGAGCUACCAUUACCCUCUACUCGAAUCAUGCUUCAUGAAGAAGACAGCCUGACAUUCAGAGUCGAUGCUGAAGAUAAACAAGAUGUUUUUUGUGAAGGAGUUGCACAUGAACGGACCCCAACGUUCAGAUUUAGCAUUUCACGACUUCCAAAGUGGGCGCAAUCUAGACUUGCAGACUCCGGUAGCAUUCAAAUAAAUCCCAUUUGCUCGCCAUCUCAAUCGAACCAGGAGCAGGUUGAAUUGAAAUUUUCCCCCCCACUGACACGUGAUGGCCAAGAAUCUGAUCAUCUGUACCUGGAAGUUGAGUCUCCUCUUCCUAGCCUUGAUAUAUGUAGCACGAAGUACUGCUUAAGUAGCUCGUCUUCAGAUUCUGCUCGAACAACUGAAAGGGGAAUUGAGCCUGUGCCACGUAAAAGUCUGAGUCAAUUUGCCAUGGACAAACGUUGGCUUAGUGUUUAUACCGUGUGUCAUAUACUGAAUUCUCCAGAACUGCAGCGAUCGAUGGAUUUAAAUAUGCCAGUCUCAUCAUCAAGCUCUGAGAAGGAUAAAGCACCCAUAGAUGGUGCUAGACAAGCAGGCGCUUCAGAACUGCAAUCAAGUUCUUGUAAUUGUGAUUUCUUAUACCAAGAAGAUAAACCUCAAUUUAUUGAUAAAAUCACGAAUCCAAGUGAGCAGCAGAUUUCAACCUGGAUACCUGAGCAGUGUUCCGUUAGAUCCGAAAGCCAAGCACGUGAGGGCAUAGCUGAAGAGAGCGCAAUUUUCAAGCAACACUUUGGUAGUUUAUCAACAGCCACUAAGAUAGAAGGCUCUAAAUCUAAAUCAUCUGUGAGAAGAAGUUACUCUGCAAGGUACGUGGUGCGGCGGGACAAUCCUGCACUGUCCCAGAAACUCUUUGCCACACCAUUCCGAUAUUCUGGUCGUAACACUUGCCAGGAUAUUGAAAAUGAUGGCACUCAUAUUCACUCGGAAAAUCCACUAAUCCAGUGUCCGAAAGGAAAUCUGGUGUUUCAUAACAGAUCACAGAGCCUUGCACAAGAUUAUUCCACAAACUGCAUCACGGAGGAAGAAGCUUCAGAUAUGACAAGAGAAAGUAGCUCCGAGCAAAGUGACGGCCUGCUGCAGGAAAGAUUAUCACUGUGCAUAGAAGCAUUACUGAAAUUGGACACCGCAGCUGAGAACGCACUGCAUCUGUUCGCCAACGGACCCGAAGCUGAAUUUCACAAAGGGGCAAGCGACCUGCUUUCGUCGAUAACAAAGAAAAUCGAUGCAGUUGCUAAGCUGGUGCAUCGUGGCAAAUGACAAUAUCAGCAUAAGCUGUAAAUUAACCGAAGUGCAUGGUUGAUUUCGCCAAGAAUGGGCUGGGCAUGUGGGCCCACAGACGGAGCCUGACGAGCUGGUGCCUGGUGGAUAAACGAGCCCAACUUGAAUGGGCUCAAAUGAAAGAGGAAAUGCCCAAACUUUUGUGUUCGGGGCUUCGGGCAGUGGAAUAAGUGGACAUGAUGGCAGCACUGAAAUCAACGGGCUGGGCUCCAGUAAAGAAGCAACAAGCAAGCUAUUGGAAAAGGAGGUACAAAAUUUUCUGGACCUUUCUUCGUGUGGGACGGGAACGUCUCUUUUUUUCUUUUUUUGACAAAGUUUCCAUUCCCGCUACGAUCUAUGGGCCUUUCUCCUUUAUUACCCGUAUAUAUAAACAAAAAAGCAAAAGAGGGAAACAAAAGUAAAGAAGACCCAUCUUUUCUUUUCUCCUUGUAACAGCAGCUCUUUAUCUUUUUUCUUUCAUUCAAGUACACUCCUCCUGAUUUUCAUUGUGAAUUUCCCAAUAUAAAACAAGUAGGAGCCGAGCUCGGUUUGUAGAUUUCAAGGCAAAUGUCAGUGAACAAUGUGGGUAGCGGUGGUUUUGUAGUAGUAGCCACACCAUACUAGGAUAGGAGGAGGAAGAUAUGUAGGAAUAUUUGUAAAUCCCUAAGAAGGUAUGCCCCCUUGGAAAUUAAUGGUCCUGUGCACAUUAGCUUUGUCUUGCUUUAGU
Linum tenue is the source of this 4460-nucleotide messenger RNA. The record is from the annotation of a GenBank genome assembly. NCBI's taxonomy places the organism in Eukaryota, Viridiplantae, Streptophyta, Magnoliopsida, Malpighiales, Linaceae.